AUGGGGAAGGGUAGAGAUCGUGGAGACUCUAAAAAAGGGCGAGGCGGGCGAGGAUCCCAUUCAGGCCCACUACAAGGCAACGGUGGCAAAAACGGUGUUGGAGCUCUGGAUGGGGAGUCGCUGACGGCCGGCCAGGUGGGACUGGACGUGCACGCCGUGGCGGAGUCUACCCGCAUCGCGCUGGAAAAGCAGCUACACGCUUUCAGGGAUGAUGAGGACGCGACGCAACUGGCGUUUCCCCCGAACCUGGACAACACGAGCCGGAAGUUCAUCCACGAGGCUGUCAAGAGGCUGGGCCUCACCAGCAAGUCCUAUGGAAAAGGGGACGCUCGGGACAUCACCGUCAAAAAAAAAAAAAAUGGUGGUGGUGGCGACGGAAACGGCGCCCAGCGGCCGCCGAUGCUCCAGCUAGGGAACGCGAGGGACGCCGCCCUGAAGGCGUACUUCUCGAGACACCCGCCUUCCAGGAGGGAAGCGGACACCGUCAUGUCGGCGGCUGUCGGCGGGGGCAUGCACGCGGCCGCCGAGCUGGCGACGCAGAAGCGGCACAAGGCCGCGCUACUGGACAGACAGGCGAAAGCUGUGACGUCACCCGGCGCUUCCGCGCAGGAACUCCAGCGCCGAACUAGCAUGUACAACGCGGCGCAGAGCAGACGCCAGAGGGCCGCGGGCCACCAGCGCAUGUCCGCUUUCCGUCAGGGCCUUCCCGCGUGGGAGUACCGGGACACCAUCGUCAACAUGGUUCGAGAUCACCAGGCGUGCCUCGUUAGCGGAGAGACCGGGUGCGGCAAGUCGACCCAGGUGCCGCAGUUCCUGCUGGACGACCCGAGCAUCGGCCCCGGCUGCAAGAUUGUGUGCACGCAGCCGAGGAGGAUCAGCGCCAUCGCCGUCGCGGAGCGUAUCGCGGAGGAGCGCGGGGAGAAGAUCGGGGGCACGGUGGGGUACACGAUCCGACUCGAGUCGUCGGUGUCCAAGGACACCCAGCUGGUCCUCAUGACGCCCGGGAUCCUACUGAAGAAGCUCGGGCGGGACCCCAUGCUGAAGGAGUUCACGCACGUGCUGAUCGACGAGGUCCACGAGAGGGACCGAAACAGCGAGUUCCUGCUGAUCGUGCUGAGAGGGCUGCUGGCCAAGAGGCCCGACCUGAGGCUGAUGCUGAUGAGCGCUACCCUUCAGCAGGGCAAGUACUCCGAGUAUUUCGGGGGGUGUCCCAUCACCACGAUAGGAGCGAGGACGUUCCCUGUGCAGGCGUUUUUCUUGGAGGACGUGCUGGUGCAGACGGACUACCUUAAAGAGAUCGGCGCAGACACGGGCGGCGGAGGCGGCGGCAAGGGGUUGCUUGGUGGGAGCGGCGUCGAGGAGCUGGAGGCGGCGGGAACAGAUUCGUACAGCUGUGCCCUCUGCGGGAAGGGCGGCUUUAGGUCGGCGGAAGAACUCGGCACCCACGUCGCCAUGUGCUUUGGCACGGCGGGGCUUGACCCCGCACUAGAAGGCUUCUCCGACGAAGGGCUAGAGCUUCUCGUUUCGGGGGCCGGCGGCGGCGGCGGCGGCGGCGGCGGCGGCGGUGGUGUGGUGUCGGGGGCACGAGCCGGCGGCGGCGGCGCAAGUGGUGGUACUGUCACCUCCAACGGGUGGCACGGGAGCGGCGACGCCGACGCGGGGCCGAACGUCCCCGGGGGGCACGCGGAGGAGAUCGACAUGGCGCAGUUCGACGCGGACAGCGUCGGAGGAGACCCUGAGCCGGUGGCAGAGGAGGACGAGGAAGAAGAAUACUUGGGAGAGUUGGCCGCGAGGGAGGAUGAGAUGGAUGGUCUCCAGGACGCUCUAGCGUCGCAGCGGUGGGACGGGAGGGGCGCGUUCCGCGCGGAGCGCGCCGCGGCGAAGACGGGCAGGGCGGAGGAGCUCCUGACCCGCUACCAGUUCGCCUUCGACGACGAGGCGGUCGACUACGAGUUGGUGGAGUGCCUGCUGCGGUACAUCUGUCGGUCGGCGUACGAGGACGGCGCUGUGUUGGUGUUCCUGCCGGGGUGGGACGACAUCACGAGAUUGGGAGAUUUCCUUCGGCAAUCCCUUCACUUUUCCGACGAGCGGAAGUUCCAGAUUCUACCGCUGCACUCCGGAGUGCCUACGGCGAAGCAGAGGCAGGUCUUCGUCAGGCCACCCAAGGGCUGCAGGAAGAUCGUGCUGUCCACCAACAUCGCGGAGACCUCCAUCACCAUAGACGACGUGGCGUUCGUGAUCGACAGCGGCAGGGCCAAGGAAUCUAGCUACGACCCUCACCUCAAGAUCAAGACCCUAGUGCCGCAGUGGGUAAGCAAGGCCUCAGCGCGGCAGCGGAGGGGAAGGGCGGGCCGCACAAAGGCCGGCGUCUGCUUCCACCUAUUCAGCGCUCUCAGGCACGAGUCUCUGCGCGAGCAUCAGGAGUCGGAGCUGUUGCGCACGCCGCUUGAGGAGGUGGUGCUGCAGGCGAAGAUGCUAGGGCUCGCCAAUGGGGGGCCUGGAGACCCAGACUCAGCGGCCGGCUUCCUCUCUCAGGCCAUAGACGCGCCCGCGGAGCUGUCCCUCCGAAACGCCGUCCAGCUGCUGCAAAGCCUCGGUGCUCUGGACGAAGGGGAGGAGCUCACAGACCUUGGAGCAAGGCUGGCCGGUAUCAGCAUCGACCCUAGGGUUGGCAAGAUGGUGCUGUGGUCCUACCUCCUGGGCUGCGCGGGUCCCGCCCUCACCUCCGCGUGCGCGAUGACCUACAAGGACCCCUUCGUGCUGCCCAUGAACGCCGCCCAGCGCAGGGACGCCAAGUCGGCCAAGAUAGCGCUAGCUCAGGAAUCGGAGAGCGACCUGAUAGCCCUCCUCACGGCCCUUGAACGCCACGCGGACGCAAAGGCCAAAGGCGGGGCCGGGGCGGCGGCGUCGCUUGCCCGAAAAGGGCACCUCAGCGCCCCUACCCUGGGCAUGAUCUGGGACAUCUGCGGGCAGGUGGCGAGGGAGCUGCAAGGCUCGGGUCUGCCGUCGGCAUACGACUGGAGAAGCCCUUGCAACAGCAACAGCCGGGACGUGUCCCUCCUGUCCAGCGUGCUGUGCGCUGGACUCUACCCCAACGUGGCGAUGCGGCGGCCGGGUGCCACAAACUUCAAGACUCUGGGAGGGCACACGGCACGGCUGCACAUGUCUUCCAUUAACGCCGCUCGGAGCCAGAGGUUGGGGCAGGCGAACUCCAGCAGACAGACGGAGUUCAUCGCUUUUGGCGAGUUGACGCGGACAGCAGCUAACUUCGUGAUGAGUAACACGUCGCCGGUCAGCCCUCUCGCGCUCCUUCUUCUCUGCGGCAACUUGAGGGCGAAACAGGUGUAUUCGGCACGAGAGGACGAGGAGAAGAUGCAUGACACCCAGGAGGUGGCCACAAUGGGGGCUGGAGGCCCCGUGGGAGGGGGAGGAGUGGGAGGGCGUGGGAUGGAGCUACUGUUCGAGCUGGAUGACUGGGUCCAGUUCCGGCUGUUGCUGUUGCUGUUGCUGUAG
Ectocarpus siliculosus is the source of this 3513-nucleotide messenger RNA. NCBI's taxonomy places the organism in Eukaryota, Phaeophyceae, Ectocarpales, Ectocarpaceae. The record is from the annotation of a GenBank genome assembly.